Messenger RNA from Callithrix jacchus (white-tufted-ear marmoset), 3249 nucleotides. It is a transcript of the gene HENMT1, whose product is annotated as HEN methyltransferase 1. The record is from RefSeq and is a predicted model, not a curated record. Gene Ontology annotation, molecular function: O-methyltransferase activity; RNA methyltransferase activity. Lineage: Eukaryota; Metazoa; Chordata; Mammalia; Primates; Cebidae. Gene Ontology annotation, cellular component: nucleus; cytoplasm. Gene Ontology annotation, biological process: siRNA processing; piRNA processing; RNA methylation.
AUCACAUUUUGUUUAUUCAUUCAUUCUUUAAUGGGCAUUCGGGUUGUUUCCACAUUUUGGCUACUGUGAAUAAUGCUGUUGUGAACUCUGGUGUCCAAAACCUGUUUCAAUUCCUGUUUUGAGUGUAUACCCAGAAGUGAAUUUAUUUACGCUGAAACGUUCUAUUUAAAUUAUAUCCUGUAGUAAGGUGCACACUCCUUUAAUGAAGACAGUCUGCUAAAACUAGUUUCCCUAAGUCAACAGGGACCUCUCAAACUGUAAUGUGAAAGUAUCAUUGCGUUUUUCUUUUGAGACACGGUCUGAUUCUGUCACCCAGACUGAAGGGCAGUGGUGCAAUCAUAGCUCACGGCAGCCUGGGACUCUGGGAUCAAGUGUUCCUCCUGCCUCAGCCUCCCAAAUAGUUGGGACCACAGGCAGGCACUACCAUGCCCAGCUAAUUUCUUUUUUUGGGGGGGGUAGAGACGGGGUCUCACAUUCCUGGGCUCAAAUGAUCUGCCCGCCUCCCGAAGUUCUGGGAUUACAAGCAGGAGCCACUGUGCCGGGCCUUAUACUUGAAUUUUUGAAGCUUAAUCUUUAGUUCUGUACUUCUUACCUAUGGAACUAGACUCCCCCAAAUACCAAAAACAAGAUUGGUGUAAUUUAUCUUUCUGUUACCCUAAAGCUGUUAGCAUAGUGCUUUGCAUAUAGGUGUUAAGUGUUGGAAAAUACAGCUCCAAUAUAUCAUUUACGGCAUAUUAACAGGCUAUUAAUUCAGUAGUAAAAACACCAGCUUUUGCAUCUUUUAAAAUAGAAGUCAAUCUUUUUUCCCCUGAAGAAGGCAGCUUCGUCCCUCCAGUCACCCUGUAUACUCUUCCAUCACAUACAGGAAAGAAAGUACUUAUAUAUAUUAAGUAGUCUCCGGCGGGAAGAAGGGCAGGAUACAAUAACUUUUCUAAGAGAUCGACAGUUCUAUUCACAGCACUCGGGGAAAACUAGUUUGGGGGUGGCGGGUUGGGCGCUGGGAGCGGAAAUGUUUUUCUAAGCGCAGGUGUCACUGGGCCAACUUCACUCAGCCUAGAGUUCUUAGCCUCGGUGGUCUGCUCUGGGAUCCAAGCCGCCGGCUUCCUCGAGCGGAGUCUGGCUACUCCUCUUGCCGCCUUCCGCUGGCCGGGACCGUUUUUUAGGCCUUUGCCGCGCCUCGGGAGCGCUACCAACCCAACAGUCGCCCAAGCCCGAGCCGCCUUCCUGCUCGCGGUCUGGCUACGCGCUCAGAGCCGGGGGCCUCUGCCAACAGCCGCCGCGCCGGUACGGCAUUCAGCCGCGGGUACGCGGCGCGGCGGACGCAGCGGUCCUCGCCAAGAUUCGGGAGAGGAUCUUAAAAAUGGCUUCCGGGCAUGCGCCACAGCUGCCGUUACGAUACGCAAAACCGACGCCUCGGAGCCGAGAGCCUAGAGGGACGGGGCCCAGCGCAUCAUGGGGUUCGCGGGGCUCAGGGCUGACCGUGAGACUGCACGAGGCUGGCGAGCCCUUGGGGGCGGCCCAGGCUUAGGUGUGGGCGCAGGCGUGGCCGCGGCGGUAGCGUUACGCAGCUAGGCUGCGCGUGCGCGGGCGUGAGGGCGGCGCCCAGAGUUGAAGACGCUGGCGGCUCCGCGCCGAGCUUUGCUUUUCCGGUUGGGAGUGAUUUUUACUGCAAGGUGAUGGAAGCGACGGCCCGUACAAAGACAGAAGCGUUGGCUCCACUGAGUCAGUGCUGAUUCUCUCAAAUAGAGCCUGCAGGAUAAAUCUUCAUUUUUGUUUCAACAAAGCGUGGAAACAAAAUGGAAGAAAACAACCUACAGUGCAAUAGUGUGGUUGAUGGUAAUUUUGAAGAAGUUCCCAGGGAGACGGUAAUAAAGUUUAAACCUCCACUAUACAGGCAGCGGUACCAGUUUGUUAAAAAUUUAGUGGAGCAACAUGAGCCCAAGAAGGUUGCAGACCUGGGAUGUGGUGAUACUUCACUCUUAAGGCUGCUAAAAGUCAAUCCAUGCAUUGAAUUCCUUGUUGGAGUAGAUAUUAAUGAGGAUAAAUUACGAUGGAGAGGUGAUACGUUAGCUCCUUUGAUGGGUGAUUAUCUGAAACCUCGGGAUCUAAAUUUGACCAUCACAUUGUAUCAUGGGUCUGUUGUGGAGAGAGACUCUCGUUUGCUUGGAUUUGACUUGAUAACGUGUAUUGAACUAAUAGAACAUUUGGAUUCAGGUGAUCUGGCCAGAUUUCCUGAAGUGGUAUUUGGGUACCUGUCUCCAUCCAUGAUUGUCAUCAGCACACCAAACUCUGAAUUCAAUCCCCUGUUCCCCUCAGUGACCUUAAGAGAUUCAGAUCAUAAAUUUGAGUGGACCAGAAUGGAGUUUCAAACCUGGGCUUUAUAUGUGGCAAAUCGCUAUGAUUACUCCGUAGAGUUUACUGGUGUUGGGGAACCACCAGCUGGAGCUGAGAAUGUUGGAUACUGUACCCAGAUAGGAAUCUUCCGGAAAAAUGGAGGAAAGGCAAUGGAAUCGUGUGUUUCAGAGCAGCAUGAUCAGCAUGUUUAUAAAGCUGUUUUUACCACCUCGUACCCGAGCUUACAGCAGGAAAGGUUCUUUAAACUUGUGUUGGUUAAUGAGGUGUCCCAACAAGUGGAAAGCUUGAGAGUAAGCCACCUGCCACGGCAGAAAAAACAGGAUGGGGAAUGGGAUGAUACACCCAAAGACUCACAGGCCUCCAGCCCAUGCUUUGGACCAGUGUUCACAGAGGUUGAGAAAGCCAAGAUAGAGAACUCUCCCAAACCCUUCUGUGUUGGAGAUAAAUUUUUUGUACCUCUGCAGAGACUCCUUGCUUAUCCCAAGUUGAACCGCUUAUGUGCUAACGAAGAGAUGAUGAGAUCGGGCAUUGCUGACUCAAUUCCUCUGAGCAGUGAUGGUUCUGCCGUGGUGGCUGACCUGCGUGAUUAUUCUGAUGAGCAGUUUUGAGUUUUAAACCAUCUUUAUUUCCUGAAAUACAGGGUCUCAGCAAUAGUUGUGUUCACUUAGAAUUUAGGUGUUUGUGUGUGUGUGCAUGUGUAGUCCGAAUUCAAGUAAUGUUUUUAAAGUUUCAGUGCAAAAGUCUAUGUUCCAAGCCAUUGGACAGAACUGCUUGACAUAUGGCCAGACUGCAGUAAGCCCUGAGAAAGAUAUUAGGGUUUAACUAAAAACAGGUGCUUUCCUUUGAUCUUGGACUUUUUUUCCCUCAAGAAUAAAGAAAAGUUGGAUGUGGUAA